AUAAGAAAACUUCCUUAAAAAAAAAAAAGAGGAGAGCUGAAGGUUUCCCUCCGCUCGCUGAGCCGCCGCGGAUUGGUUGCGGCGGCAGCCAGCAGCUCUGAUGUUCUCGGUUAUUUAGCGGCUUUUGUGCUAUCUCUAAAUUGCGGCGUUCCAGAGUAGACCCGACUCCUUGCAGAUCUUUGUCGCUUUUUUUGCUUUGCAUGCUGUUUUUUUUGUUUUUUUUUACAUGAAUCACAGCGUGCAGAAAUCCAGGACAGAAUGUUCCCACUAAUGCCACGCAUUGAUGCUUAAAGUGCAUUUGAUCUGGAGCCACCCUGCACUAAAAAAUCUGCAGCAGUUGUGGUCAAGGCUGAGCCUGACGGAAUGCCAGGACAAAUCCCAGAUCCCUCUGUGACAGCGGGCUCCCUGCCCAGCCUGGGCCCACUGGCUGGGAUCUCCGCCACCACGCUGACAGACAAGCUGAGGUUUGGCGAUUUCCACGACAUCGGAACAAUGUUGUCACCCCUGCUUUUCCUGGACACUCUGGGAAAGAGGCCUAUAGUCAUCAAAACUGAGAGAGAUGAAGAAGAAGAGAGGAGGAAACGAAGGCGAGAGAAAAACAAAGUGGCUGCAGCUCGAUGUCGAAACAAAAAGAAAGAAAGGACAGACUAUUUACAAAAGGAGUCAGAAAGAUUAGAGAUGCUAAACUCUGACCUUAAAGCCCAGAUUGAGGAGCUGAAGCUGGAGCGUCAGCAGCUCAUCCUCAUGCUUAACCGACACCGCCCCACGUGCAUCGUCAGGACAGACAGUGUGAAAACCCCAGAGAGCGAGGCUAACCCCCUGCUGCAGCAGCUCGAGGCCAAGUGAACAAAAAGGGACUUUCCUUUAGUUUACAUUUGAGGAGAAGCAACCAACUAACAGCACUUCAACUUGGGCUCCUGCUUUGAAACAUACAGCGAUGCACCACAAAGAGCAGAUCCACUGGGACAGUUUCAGCAGAUCAGUCAAACUUGUGUCUACUCAUUUCUCUUUUAAUUUGUCUUCUCAUCAUUUCAGCAUCAGCUAUGUCUUUAUGACAUAAAACAAAAAAGCACAACGCAGCUCCAAAAUAUCUUUUAUGCAAUUAAUUGGUUGUUUUAAAAUAGUUUUACUUUUUCUAAUAUUUAAAAUGUAGAAAAAGAAAAAUGUCCAUUAUGCAAAACAUUGCUUCAUUUCAACUGAGUAUUUUAAUAAUUUGCGUGAUGUCUAACCUUAUAUGUGGCAAGGGUCUGUACAAAGGUUUUUUUCAACACAAUUUUAAUGCUGAACAACCUAAAUCAGCUGUGUUGAUAUUUACGUGAGCAGCAUUGCCUUUUUUAUCUUGGAUCUCUGGACUGAGGAAAACCUACACAAUUUAGAGACGUUUAAUAGAUAUAGAUAUAAAAUAACUACUGGAAUGCAUUAACCUUAACAUUAUGAUGUAAUUAGAAAUAUAUGAGAAAGAAAAAACAUUAUUUACUUUUUAUAAAUCAUAAAUUAGCAAACUUUUUUUCUGUACCUUUGCAGAAAGACCAAACUUCUUUUGGCGCAGGCGUCAUGUGUGCAAAUAUAUAUAUAUAUAUAUAUAUAUAUAUAUAUAUAUAUAUUUGUGUGUGUGUGUGUGUAUAUA
Molecule: messenger RNA, 1627 nt
Organism: Girardinichthys multiradiatus
Lineage: Eukaryota; Metazoa; Chordata; Actinopteri; Cyprinodontiformes; Goodeidae
Product: jun dimerization protein 2-like
Exons: 4
Coding region: 364-846 (160 amino acids)
Biological process (GO): regulation of transcription by RNA polymerase II
Cellular component (GO): nucleus
Molecular function (GO): RNA polymerase II cis-regulatory region sequence-specific DNA binding; DNA-binding transcription factor activity, RNA polymerase II-specific
Source: RefSeq, a predicted model, not a curated record